Phalaenopsis equestris is the source of this 634-nucleotide messenger RNA. RefSeq lists its product as uncharacterized. The record is from RefSeq and is a predicted model, not a curated record. The transcript is spliced from 2 exons. The coding region runs from base 147 to 503 and encodes 118 amino acids. Lineage: Eukaryota; Viridiplantae; Streptophyta; Magnoliopsida; Asparagales; Orchidaceae.
GCAUGCUACUGCCUACAGCGGUGAAGUUACCUGUUGCCGGUGCAGCAUGGGCUGCUCAGAGGAGAGAGUAUACGCUUUCGUCUCUCCUUGACUCCUUCACCGAAGAACAGAAGACAGCAAACCAAACGACCCUUUAAAAAGCUUCCAUGGCAGACGUGAAUGAAAGGAGAGCAACAAACAAGGAGCAGGAGAAGAAAUCAAAUGGAGCAGCAAACCAAAACCGUGAUAGCAAUCCGAGAAUACAAGAUGAAGAUUAUAAGAAAAACUCCGCUUCAAAAUCCGAGUCUGCCAAUGAUUCUGUGAACAUGGAAGCCAUUGUAACAGCUGACGAUGUCGUUCGAGCCGGCGGGUUUGGAGCCCGAGAUGAUAUAGGCAGUUUUCUUCCAGUUGCUGCUGAUUCCACUGAUUUUGAAGCUUCACUUCUGGAAGCACAGAGCUUUGAAGAGACACAGGAGGAGAAGAAGAGGCCAGGUCUUGGUUGGACUAAGGAAAUGGAGAAUUAAUUAAUAGCUACCUAUGUUCUGGUAAGUAAUAUUCUCUCAUAUUUUGGUCUUGCUGCAACUUUAUUGCUCCAGGUUGGAUAACUUUACUCUUUAGGACUAUAUAUGGAUUGGAGGAGUUCAGUGUGGAGUCA